Messenger RNA from Candida albicans SC5314, 1398 nucleotides. RefSeq names its product Lip10p (gene LIP10). The coding region runs from base 1 to 1398 and encodes 465 amino acids. The record is from RefSeq and is a predicted model, not a curated record. Gene Ontology annotation, molecular function: triacylglycerol lipase activity. The transcript has a single exon. NCBI's taxonomy places the organism in Eukaryota, Fungi, Ascomycota, Pichiomycetes, Serinales, Debaryomycetaceae. Gene Ontology annotation, biological process: lipid catabolic process.
AUGAAAACCUUGUUAAUAUUCCUUGCUUUUUUAUCAAGCAUUUUUGCUUCCUUGAUAGGAUUGACGCCACCCAGCAAAGACUCAUUUUAUUCACCUCCCGUUGGGUUUGCAACUGCUAAGCCAGGUGAUAUCUUAAAAAUUAGAAACACUCCCAGUGCUCCUAGUAGUUUAUAUUUACCCAUUGUUGUUAAAAACGCUUGGCAACUUUUAAUCAGAUCCGAAGACUCUUUUGGAAAUCCAAAUGCUUUUGUUGCUACCCUUAUUCAACCAUUGAAUGCAAACCCUUCAAAACUAGUUUCUUAUCAAAGUUGGGAAGAUGCCUCUCAUAUUGACUGCUCACCUUCAUACGGGAUGCAAUUCAAGUCUCCAGCUACAACAGUGACUACUCAAAUUGAUAUGACACUAAUUGUCCCUCUAUUACAGAACGGCUAUUAUGUUAUUAUCCCUGAUUAUGAGGGUCCAAAAUCUACAUUCACAGUAGGUAGACAGUCUGGGAAGGCAACUCUAAACUCAAUCAGGGCAGCAUUACAAACGGGAGCCUUCUCAGGGAUUAAAAAAACUGCCAAAGUUGCUUUGUGGGGAUACUCUGGUGGGUCUUUGGCUACUGGCUGGGCAAUAAGUUUACAGCUGAAAUAUGCCCCAGAGUUGAAGGAAAAUUUAAUAGGUGCUGCUGUUGGUGGAUUUGCUACUAAUAUUACUGCUGUGGCUGAAGCUGUUGAUGGAACUGUGUUUUCUGGAUUUAUACCACUUGCUUUGAAUGGGUUGGCAAACGAAUAUCCCGAUUUCAAAAAGAGAUUGUAUGGUGAAGUUAAGCUCAGUGCUAGAUCUACUAUGGAAAAAGGAUCACAAAAUUGCUUGGCUGCUUCGCUUGUUGGUUAUCCGAUGAGUCAAUACUUUACUGGGCAAAACAGGGCUUUUGAAAAAGGGUGGGGACUUUUACAAGAUGAAGUUUUUAACAAAACCAUUGAAGACAACUUGUUGUUAAAAUUGGACAAAACCUAUUUACCCCAAGUCCCUGUUUUGAUUUAUCAUGGAACCAUAGAUGAGAUUAUUCCCAUUAAAGAUGCCAAUGCUCAAUAUCAGAUUUGGUGUGACAGGGGAAUCCAGUCACUAGAAUUUGCUGAAGAUUUGCUGGCAGGUCAUUUAGCAGAAACAUUUACUGGGGCCCCUGCUGCUUUGUCAUGGAUUGACGCAAGAUUUUCUGGCAAACCUGCUGUUAAUGGAUGUCAACGUACAAUCAGGUCUUCAAACGUGUUAUACCCGGGUAUUUCAAUUACAAUUCGAAUUUACUUUGAGGGUAUUUCUAAAACAAUUUUCGGGGUUAACUUAGGAUCGGGAGUUAACGCUGAUAAAUCUAUUAGCAAUAAAUUUUUCGCUUAUAUUAGAAAAUAUAUUUAA